This is a messenger RNA of Neopelma chrysocephalum (saffron-crested tyrant-manakin), 6554 nucleotides long. It is a transcript of the gene TMEM200C, whose product is annotated as transmembrane protein 200C. Bases 150 to 1799 code for a protein of 549 amino acids. The transcript is spliced from 2 exons. NCBI's taxonomy places the organism in Eukaryota, Metazoa, Chordata, Aves, Passeriformes, Pipridae. The record is from RefSeq and is a predicted model, not a curated record.
CGGGGCCGUGAGCGGCGGCGGGGCGGGGAUGCCCGCUCGGGCAGGAAAGUUUCUUCCCCGCGGCGGCUCGUCCGCUUCCCGCGCGAACUUCUCCCCGGCCCUCCCCGGAGCUGGAGUGGCCGUAGGGGGCAGUGCGCUGGUAGCCAGCCAUGAUCGCCACUGGAGGCCUCCUGAGGAUCUCGGCUAGGAAACAGGACCCCUUGCGACCCCAGAGCCAAGUCCCCAAACGCAAACGCAAGGCUAAAAAGAAGCGCAAGAAUGACGUGGUUGUGGUGAAAGGCAAACUCAAGCUGUGCUCCCUCUCAGGGCUCAUUGCCCUCUGUGGCAUCCUGGUACUGCUGGUGGGCAUCGCCUUGGCUGUGGUGGGCUACUGGCCAAAGCCCAGCCAGGUGUACAGAGAAGGCAGUGUCAGUGCAAGCAGGCACCUAGCACCGCAUGGUGUCACUCCCAAGUACGACUCCCAGAGCCAGGAAGGGGCACAAGCAGGGAUCCAUCCAGAGUCACCCCCCACAGCCAAUACCUCCACCACUACUACCACCAGUGGGUCUUUGCAGUCCUCCCCGACUUCCUCGUCCCCCCAGGCCUCAGUGGGUUUCCUUUUCCGUCUUUUCUCAAGCUACUUGCAUUCAGACAAGCUGAAGGUGUUGGGCCCUCUCAUCAUGGGCAUUGGCAUCUUCCUCUUCAUCUGCGCCAAUGCGGUGUUGCACGAGAACCGCGACAAGAAGACCAAGAUCAUCAACCUGCGUGACCUCUACUCCACCGUCAUCGAUGCCCACAGCCUGCAGGCCAAGGACGGAGGCACCCCGCCCUCGGCCCCUCUCAACGGCUUUGUCAACUACAUGCAGUCCCGGGGCCUGGAGCUAAAGCCUGGUGGUGAAGGCCUGGGUGCUGCAGCCAUGCUGGCCAAGAGUUCCUGGCCACCGGGACUGGGUGUCUCCCUUUCUCCGCCAGAUCUCGCGUCCUCACCACGACGUUCCUCCUUCUGCCCCCCACCACAGCCACCCAGCCUGGCUGAGGCCGUGUACAGCAUCUGCGGGGAGCGUGCUGCCCUUGCUGGUCACACUGUCACCAGCCCUCCCUGCAGCCCACCAGAGAGCUGCGACCAGUGCAGCACAGCCAGCUCCAUCGUUGGCUCCUCACUGAGCGCUUUUGCCCUCCUGCCCUUGGGGUCGGGCAGCGGAGUAGGAGACUGGCAGAGACCACCUGGUGAACGGGGAGCCCAGGAGAUCCCUCGAGGAGAGUUUGAACUGAGCCUUACCAACCUCAGCAGCAGCCACAUCAAGGGAGGCUGUGGGACAAGGAGGCACAAGCUGGUUCUCAGGCGGCAGAGCAUCAGCUGCUUGCCUGAUGCCAGGCCUCCCCUUUUCCCUGAGCCGCCUCGGUCACCAGCUGACAGUGGGGUCCUGGACUCCAGCCUCUUGGUAAAGGCAUCUUCUAGCUACUCCAAAUCUCUGGAUCUGGGGGGAUCACCCCCCUCAGCCCCUUCUACCAUCGCCAGGAUGGACUCCCAGAGCUCCCAGUCUGAGCCUUCCAGCAGCAAUAAGGGCUACAGCCACCUGGAGGAGGCAGGCACCUCCUUGGAGUCAGUUGCCAACACCACAGCCAGUAAAUUUCAGGAUUGUGAGGAGGAACUGGUUGAGAAGACGGACCCCCUCAAGGCUACCAGCAGAGAGCAAACAGGAGAGCAAUCUCAGCAAACUCAAAGACAGUACACAAAUAAGGAGAAACUCUUUAUGAUUUCUAGGUCACAUGCUGCAUUAGGGUUGGAGGAUGGGGAGUUGGAGAGUACUGGCGUCUAAAUAAAACAGAGAAGGCACGAGGACACCUUGCGUCCCUCCACACCUUUCCCCCUUCUUCAUCUCCUUGUGGACUUAGGAAACCAAUCAAUAUCCAAAGAGCUGCACUAUGUUACCCUUGAAAAUUGAAUUCCAUAAAUCCUGUAGAUGACUUCAGGAAGAAAAAAGGAAAAUCCUUUCUGUCUGAUCGUGAUUGUAUGUUUCAUGCAAGCCAAAUUGUAUUAAAUAUCCACAGUCCAGGAAGUUCUUUGGAUCAGAUUAAUACAAUUUCAGACGGUAUUGCUGUGCACUUUACUGUUUUGAUUUCCAAGUGCCCCUUCUUCUCCUCUGAUUUCUUUCUUGCUGAUUUGCCACUAGCUGCUUGAACACUGCAGGCACCUUUUUAAGCUCAAAAGCAACGUGGUCUUCAGAAAGCAAGCUGAGCUCUAUCUUUGUUUUGGUUCAAUCACUAAAAAGUUUGCAAGGCCUUAAGGAUGAUGUACCUUGACAAAGAAUGAGUUUGUUUAAGUUCUGGAAGAAAAUAACAGUUUAGAAGAGACUGGAGCGGAACAGAGCUCUGGUGAUUUAGUUAAAACCAUUACAUUCCUGAAUCCAAAAUGCAUACUACUACAUGAUACUUUAUUGAAGUAUUAUUACACAUGUAUUGACUAAUAGCAUUAAAAGAUUUUUUUUUAAUAAAACAUUUACAAACAAAACUUCCAUAAAAAGUAAGUCCUUUAUUUUAGUAAGUAAUUACAGGUAUCAGAAACUGUUUAGUUUUAUACUUUGAAAGAUUAUAGAGAUGCUAUGAGGCCAAAGGUUUGCUUAUACUUUUAAGUAGGUAAUUAAUAAUAUAGAUGUAAUUUCAAAAUAAAUACUGGUUCAGUCUCUGAGAAACCACACUGUAAUUCAGUCAGCAGAUUCCGUCUCCAUUUCUGACAGUGCUCUGUGACAGACAGCUGAAGAAAUGUGAGAUUUUGACAGGCUAAGGAAAAAAAUUUUUUGAAGGUUUGAUCUUCUAUUCAGAUUAGGUUUUUUGUGAGUAACAGAUUAAUCUUGAACUGCAGCAUCUUCUUUCUGGAUUUUUCACUUCCCUUAUAACUGUUGCAUCAAGUGUUUCUGCCGUUACAAUUCCUGUUCGUGAAUGCCUGUGCAUAAGAUUAAUUUUGACGCAUAAUGAUAGCCCUGUCGGUCUCUUAGCAGUUGGCCAUAUUGAAGUCAGCAGAGGUUUUUCACUGAGUUUAGCAUGGUGAGAAUUUCUUCCUGCAUGAGAAAAGCAUCAGGUUUCCUGAAGAAUGCCUUGUCUGUAGGCAGAUUUUUGGUAAAUUGAUAAGCUGUUUCAUUUUCAUAGCUGCAGCACGGCAGGCACUCGUAUUUUGCCAAAACAGCUUUAUGUGCUCAGAAGAUUUUGUCAAUACUUCAGAUUUUAAAUAUGAAUGUGGCAUUUCUCCACUAUGGGAAGAGAAAUCCACAUUGAGCAAACACAAUGUGUAAACAGACAGAAGUCUUUCUGUUGCAAUUAAAUUUUUUCCUGUGGUUCAUGUUUUAAAAUACUUAGUUGCAUAUUUACUUACAUUACAGUACAUUGUGACAGGUAAUAUAACUAUCACUAAAGACAAUUGCUUUUAGUAAUUCUGCAGAAUUCUGUAAUAAGUAGGGCUAAUUUAAAAGACAAGAAGAAAAAAAAAGAAAAAAUAAUUUGUCAUGUCAGAGUCUUGAAACUGAAGAAGCAGAAAGUGCUUGUGCUUGUUCUCUUGAGCAAGAGAGACAUCCAGGUGGCAAUAUCUUUCCUCCUAUCGGUGGCAACCAGUACACUGACAAUAUGAACAUCACUGUGGCAUUUUUUGCUAUCAAACUGCUAGCACACAGCUGGCAAAAAUCUGUUGUAAAACUGCCUGGAUUGGCAUGGGCUGGAUUAGGCACUACAGGAAGUGGUGAGCAGGUGUCUCAGCUGGCGCUGGCAUUUGCAUGGGACUUUCCUUUCAGUUCUCCAUAGGCAUGUUCUUCUACCUCUUCUCCUCUGACUUCCAGAAAGAUGUAUGAGAUGUAUCUGAGCAGUGUUUCCUGGUGCUGAUGGAGAUGCUAGUUAUUGACAGAACUGAAGACAUCCUGUUUGUUAUUUUCCACGCUAAAACUGUCCAUGGAGGUGCAAGGGAAGACGUGAGUUGUGUGUUACUGGGGCAUGGAGUCCUCGGGAAGAUGUGACAGGAAUUUGUUUUAUUCUGAGAGGGGGUAAAAUAUGCUUUUUAAAAUAUUCUUCAUAAAUAUUUCUUCAGUCAUCUGAAUCUACAGUGUGCUCUAAAAAAAAAAAGGCAACUUUAAAAAACCUUUGGUUACUCCUUUGAUUUGAAACAAAGCAGGCAGUAAUUAUUCUAGUGAUUAAUUUACUGCAAAGCUUUCUGAAUGGCAAAAUUAUAAAAGAGUUCAGCAUUAAUAAGUAAAAUUAUAGCUUGUUCCUGUGUUGCCAGAAAAGACGUGAAACAUGAACUUUCAUCAGUCGAGAUGUACUUUUUAAUAACAGCAGCUAGAAGUGAUUUGUAACAUAUAGAUUAAUAAGCAGAGAAAGCUACCUCUCUCUCUUUGUAAGACAUUAUUUUUGCAAAUUUAUUAAUUAAAACUACUUGUUGAGCAGUUUAUGCAGAGAUGUAGUUGUAGUCAGAAACUUUUGUUUAAAAUUCAAGGCAGGAAAGUUAGUCUAACACCCCAGUGUUGAAAAACGACUCAGAGAUUCAACCCCUGUGCACCAAUCAUGACUGCUGUUAGUACCACUAGCCUUGGAGAGAAACAUAGCAGCCAGUAAGGAGCUGAGCCUUUCUUGGUGAUGCCCACAGGUGAUGUGGGUGCUGGGGUUUGUGCUUUGACUGAUUAUUGAGUCUCUGAGCUGGCCCUGACUGCUUCUCCAGACUGUCAGGCUGCCUUUUGGCCAUCAUUUGUGCAUUCUGUCACAUGCUUAUCCAUUUUCCUCCAAUCCAGUCUCUUCCUUUUAACCUUCCAGCUCCAGUGUCCUGCCACCUAGUGCUUCCUCCACAGUCCUUCUCAAGAGACUAGAAGCUGCCUCUACAUACCAGUAUCCACCUGCCUGCAUGUUGCAGAAAGAGAUGGGCUGUCUCACAUGUUUAUUAAUAAGAAAUGUAUUCUUUUAAAUUAAUUAAUUUUAAAAAAUGUAUUUAUGUUUAUGAAGAAGGAAUCAUUAGUCCCUGUAUUUAAGAAGUGAUAUCCCUGAAGGUAUUUUGAGCUGGAAUACCAGCCAUAAAUUUUUGCUAUGGAAAAAUUAGAUUUUGGUUUAGAAAUGUGUGUUUUGGUUUGCUUUGCUUUUUUAGCAUAGAAGUCCUAUGAUAUUUAUAUAAAAUUUCCAGAGGAAAGUUUGUUUCUACCUGAAUCUUCAGAAUACUCCCAUCACUAGAUAGAAGGCUGCAUCUGUUCAUUAUGAGUAUAGAUGCUGUUUGGACCAGUCUGAGGACAGGCAAAUGCCCUAAUUGUACUUCAGUCAUGCUGCUGUUUGUUACAAAAUCCUCAGGACUCUGGAGAAGCUGCUGACCCAGUUCUGGCUCAGUUUUCACUGGCUAGCAAAGUAUUUAAAAUCCUUGCAUUAACCUGGCUUGCUUGGCUGGACUGAUUUACCAGACUCCCCAACUGUUGACAUAUCAGCUGAUCUACAAAGGACCAGAUUUGUUACCCUGUAUUGUUUAGAUACAUUUUUAACAGCUUUUUCAAGGACUGAUGAUGUCCAACAGUGAGCAACAGUGCAUGUACAAACAUUGAAUUGGGUAAUUGUUAACAUAGUUUUACGUCUGCAGUCUGAAAUACAGAUUUUAUGGAUUGUUAUAGAUUUUCAUAACAACCAAAUCAGUUUACACAGAAGUAGCAAUAAGACUUCAAUUAAACAACAUUUUUUAUUAAAAGUAAUGGAUGUGGCAGAAUGAUAAAUCUUAUUUGAUUUCAGUAGGAGGAAUAGCCUUUGAUAAUGUUUAAUAGUUUUUCUUUCUACACAAAACCCACACAAAAUACAAGUGCUCAGUGGUAGCUGACUAGUAAAAUCUUAAUAGUCAAUAAAAGUAUAGAUUUGGGGGGCAUUUUUUUUUCUUCUAGGAAAAAAAAAAGGUUUCUCUAUCACUUCUCCAAGACUGUCGGUAGCAAUAACAUGAUGCUUUAGCCAGGUCACUUUAAUUACUGUUUUUCAGUUUGGGCCUAGAAACAGUGAACAAGGGGCACAGCAUGUGCAGGCACAAUCUAAGAGGAUAAAUACAGUAUCACAGCCAGAGGAAAAAAGUCUUCUAUGGAGGAGUAUACUGUUACUAUUUCAUUUUAGAAGCCAGACUUUAUAUUUACAGCUUCUAAAAGCUCCAAAACAGAAAAGUUUAAGUAAGCACACUAGAAUUUGUGCUCUGCCAUUUAGUUUUCACUGUUAACGUGGAGACUCUGGAGGAGUCUCCCAAGAGGGAGACCCUGGAGAUCCGACAGAGGUGUGCAUGAUCAGGUGAAAUGGCAUUGAAGUUUGGAUGGGGGAACUAGGCUAUUAAAAAGGAUCUAACUGGAUCACAGGAUAAUUCAGGAACUAGAGGAGCAUGGCUUGUGUUUAUCCACUGGCUAGUCUUUUAUCCACAUUUUAAUUAGACAGACACAGUCAAGCCACAGUACUACUUUUAAAGGAUUUUUUUAAUUUAUUGUUAUUCUUUUAAAAUUAUGUUGCAAUGAGAAGAAAGCUUGUUUGGUGAAAGUACGAAAAGAGAUUCAAACUAAACAAACGUCAAAUAUCACUAUUAAAAACUCAGUCUCUGA